UACAGUUCCACGCAUGCGUUACAGGAAAUGAUACUCGUGGCUUGCUCGUUAAGAAAAUAAUGAUGGAUAACAUUUCUUGACAUUUAUUAUCGUACUGUAAAUAAGACUUGAAGAUGCACCCAGGAUUCCCAAUAGCAGCGGUUUUUCUAGGUUGCUGUAGCAACGUAGUCGUCUUGGAAUAUCUUGUCAGGGAGUUUCCAGGCAGUGGGAAUAUUGUCACAUUUUCUCAGUUUCUGUUUAUUGCAUUGGAAGGGUUUAUAUUUCAUGCUGAUUUUGGGCGAAGAAAGCCUGUUGUCCCUAUAAGACAUUAUGUUGUCAUGGUGACAAUUUUCUUUGUGGUACAAGUUGUGAAUAACCUAGUCUUAGGCUUCAACAUCUCCAUGCCAUUACACAUGAUUUUCCGUUCGGGAAGUCUUAUAGCAAAUUUAUUUUUAGGGGUUUUAAUUCUCAAAAAAAGCUAUAAAUUAUCCAAAUAUUUAUCAGUGAUUAUGAUCACAAUUGGUAUAGCUAUAUGUACAAUAGCUUCAGCCAAGAAAGUGAAAUCAGAGCACCUUGACGACGGCAGCGAUGGCAUGUACGACCUGUUCAUCUGGAUAAUUGGCAUCAGUGGGCUGACCUUUGCCCUCCUCAUGUCAGCCAGGAUGGGCAUUUACCAGGAAACCAUUUAUGCCAGGUUUGGAAAACACCCCAAGGAAGCUUUAUUCUAUAAUCAUGCGCUUCCUCUACCAGCAUUUCUUCUUCUUGGCAAAGAUAUAUAUAACCAUGCUGUGCUCUUCACAGGUUCUGAACCCAUAGAUGUUCCUUACCUGCCAGCUAUACCAAGGAUGUGGUUCUUCUUGGCUCUAAACGUACUAACACAGUAUAUAUGCAUCCGUGCGGUGUUCAUUCUGACUACGGAGUGCCAGUCCCUGACCGUCACCCUGGUCGUCACUCUGCGGAAGUUCACCAGUCUCCUCUUCUCUAUCAUGUACUUCAAAAACCCUUUCACAGUCUACCACUGGGUAGGGACAGUGCUGGUCUUCACUGGGACCAUGUUAUUUGUGGAUAUUUAUAAUAUUUUGAAGAGUCUGCUUGGAAAGACUAAAGCUGAGUAGUCGCCUAGUAGAGUAAUAGUACAGGCGUGCCCAUUGGUUGAAAAGACACUAAAGUCAGCCUAUCAGAUGAACUGAUACUGACUUGAUAUCAGGUUUUAGAUUUGGCAUCAUGUUUCGGUACUAUAAUUCACUUGUUUUAUAGUACACGUGUUACACACAGGAUUUUGGAAGACAUAUUAGUAAAGUUGGAGGUCUCUACCACAUAGAACCACACACAAGUAGAGAAGUUUGAUCCCACCUUGGAGUCUUUGAUGUGAUAAAUGAAUAGAUUUAUAAUAUUUAUAUUUUAGUAUUAUUUAUUUUAAGAUGAGGUGUCAUUAUGCUUAGAGUUAAUGGGGGUUACCAAUUGUAGGACCUUAAAGAAAUAAGACCAAAGACCACAGAAAAUCAGUGGAUUGGGUAGCAGUAUUAUAAACAAGCAAGAGUCACCUUUUACAGGACAUGGCUUUGGAGUGAUACACGGUGUCAUGGCAAUUAAAAUAACAUUACGUAGAUAAGGAAGAAAUAAAUUUGGUCAAUAACUGGGCAUGGCUUUAACUUCCCCCUUCCCCAGUUAAGUAUACUAGGUUGUUCAGCUUUAGGGAAUGUCUAUGCAAAAGGAAAAAUAUUACUGUACCGUAGGCCUCCUUGUAUUUUGUUGGUGAACAUUGGUGAAAGAAAUCCUUAUUAUGAAUUCUUAGAGAAUAUUAUCAUUCUUAUUUAUUAAGUUCCUUUGCUGGUGUUAUCAAUGUCUGUCAAAUCUUCUGUUAAAGUAUCACCAUAAGGUGGAAAUGGUGUCAGUGAUUUUUUGUUUAGAUCUGACUGAUAUCAGUGAUAUGUAUUAAGCUUUAAAAAAAAAGAAAAUGUUUGUUUUGUCAAGUGUUUUUCAAAGAAUUAAUGAUUGUUUAUCAAGUCUUUGAGGACAUUAGGUAAUGUUUGGUACAACUCGAGACUUUUUUUUUUUGGGGGGAGGGGGGUAAUUUCAAUCAGUAAUGUAUUUACUGUCAAACUGCUUGAAUUUUUAGUUGAGAUUUCUAGAUUUUGGAACAACAGUGGAUGGUCUUUAUUCAGCAGGAUCAUACUACACAGAGUAGUAAAGAGGGCAAUUGGAGAAAGGGAAAGGUACAAGGUUGAUCGCUCUCUGUUUGUAGAUUUUUUUUUAGAAGAUUAAGACCUUAGUCUUAAAAAAAAACUUUUGGAAGAAAUAUGCUUUUGGUUUGAAAGGGAAUGGAAAAUUCCAUGAUUCCUCAAUAAUUGAUGUGAAAUUGAAUUAUCUGCUUUCCUAAAUCCACACUAAUGUCGAAACUUGACUAUCAAUCUUUGCUGACACUUACCUCAAAUAAUCUUAUUGUUCAUGUAUAGAACGAAAAUCGGUUAUAUUUAUGAAAUUAUUUAUAGUCUCCUGCAGUAUUUUUAACCCUGUAUUAUUUUAAAAAUCAUUUAAGUGCUGUUUAAGGUCCAAUUUGCAAAAGUUGUACUUCAACUUUUUAAUAAUACAUUUAUCAUACAAUACAUAUUUAUUUGCAACUGUUAUAUGAUGUCAUCUUUUUUAUAAUAAAUAGUCCACUUACAAAAGUCAUGUACAUGCUUUUUCAACAGAAGGCUUGUGGCACAAGUAUUUUGUGUGGGUUAUCUUUGAUGCAUUGGAUUUCAGCUGCCCCUUAACUUUGAAAAGUUCAAAUUAAUGCCUAUUAGUGACCAUUAUGAAAUUGCGAUGUCAUGAUUGAAAGAAGGCUUAGACGACUCUUUAUGAAGUUCAGCAUAUUAAAGGAUUUUUGGCUAAGUAUUCGAUGGCGGUAUCUUAGUCACUGAACCAGAAAUAAACUUUAGUUUAUACAUUGACAUUUGGAGUUACACAUUGAAGUAGGUUUUUGUAUUGAUAAACGUUAAUAAAAUGUCCAUAAGAAUGAACUUU
Messenger RNA from Lingula anatina, 2988 nucleotides. Its product is annotated as UDP-xylose and UDP-N-acetylglucosamine transporter. Lineage: Eukaryota; Metazoa; Brachiopoda; Lingulata; Lingulida; Lingulidae. Gene Ontology annotation, biological process: UDP-N-acetylglucosamine transmembrane transport. Gene Ontology annotation, cellular component: endoplasmic reticulum membrane; Golgi membrane. Gene Ontology annotation, molecular function: UDP-xylose transmembrane transporter activity; UDP-N-acetylglucosamine transmembrane transporter activity. The record is from RefSeq and is a predicted model, not a curated record.